AUGCUGAACAAUGAAGGCUCCCUCGUCGCUGCAGGAGUCAACUGUCUAGAAACAACUGACAGGUCCUCUGUCGCUGCAGAGCCCAACUGUCUAGAACAAUGACAGGUCCUCUCCUGCAGGAGGUCAACUGUCUAGAACAAACUGACAGGUCCUCUGUCCUCCCAGGAGUCAACUGUCUAGACCAACUGACAGGUCCUCUCUUUUCGCUGCAGGAGUCAACUGUCUAGAACAACUGACAGGUCCUCUGUCGCUGCAGGAGUCAACCUGUCUGAACAACUGACAGGCCCCCUUUCGUGAGGAUCAUUUUUUUCCUCGUCCUCUUCGCUUGCAGGAGUCACUGUCUAGAACAAAGACAGGUCCUCUGUCGCUCCCGGAGGAUCAACUUUUUGAAAAAACUGCCGGGUCCUCUUUUGUGCAGGAGGUCAACGUUAAACAACGGGCGGGCCCUCCCUCUUUUUGCUUUGCGGGAGUCAAUGUCAGAACAACGCGGUCCUUUUUUUCCCUGCAGGAGUAACGUCAGAACAAGACAGGUCCCUGUCUUUGCAGGAGUCAACUGUCUAAAACAAUUGACGGGCCUCUGGUUGCGGAGUCAACUGUUAGAACAAUGCGGCCCCUUUUUUUGCUGAAAGGAGUCAACGUUAGAACAAAGGACAGGUCCUCGUCUUGAGGAGUCAAUGUUGGAACAACUGACAGGUCCUCUGUGACUUGCAGGAAGUCAACCUGUCUGAAAACUGGGACAGGUCCUCUGUUGCUGUAGGAGUCACCUGUCUAGAACAAACUGGAGGUCCUCUGUUGCUUGCAGGAGUCAACUGUCUAGAACAACUGACAGGUCCUCUGUCUCUGCAGGAGUCAACUGUCUAGAACAACUGACAUGUCCUCUGUCGCUGCAGGAGUCAACUGUCUAGAACAACUGACAGGUCCUCUGUUGCUGCAGGAGUCAACUGUCUAGAACAACUGACAGGUCCCUCGUUGCUGCAGGAGUCAACUUCGUUAGAACAAUGACAGGUCCUCUGUUGCUGCAGGAGUCAACUGUCUAGAACAACUGGCAGGUCCUCUGUUGCUGCAGGAGUCAACUGUCUAGAACAACUGACAGGUCCUCUGUCUCUGCAGGAGUCAACUGUCUAGAACAACUGGCAGGUCCUCUGUUGCUGCAGGAUUAAACUGUCUAGAACAACUGACAGGUCCUCUGUGCUGCAGGAGUCAACUGUCUAGAACAACUGACAGGUCCUCUCCUCUGUCGCUGCAGGAGUCAACUGUCUAGAACAACUGACAGGUCCUCUGUCUCUGCAGGAGUCAACUGUCUAGAACAACUGGCAGGUCCUCUGUUGCUGCAGGAUUAAACUGUCUAGAACAACUGGCAGGUCCUCUGUUGCUGCAGGAUUAAACUGUCUAGAACAACUGACAGGUCCUCUGUUGCUGCAGAAGUCAACUGUCUAGAACAACUGACAGGUCCUCUGUUGCUGCAGGAUUAAACUGUCUAGAACAAUUGACAGGUCCUCUGUCUCUGCAGGAGUCAACAGUCUACAACAACUGACAGGUCUUCUGUCGCUGCAGGAGUCAACUGUCUAGAACAACUGACAGGUCUUCUGUCGCUGCAGGAGUCAACUGUCUCGAACAACUGACAGGUCCUCUGUCUCUGCAGGAGUCAACUGUCUAGAACAACUGGCAGGUCCUCUGUCGCUGCAGGAGUCAACAGUCUAGAACAACUGACAGGUCCUCUGUUGCUGCAGGAGUCAACUGUCUAGAACAACUGACAGGUCCUCUGUUGCUGCAGGAGUCAACUGUCUAGAACAACUGACAGGUCCACUCCUCUGUUCUGCAGGAGUCAACUGUCUAGAACAACUGACAGGUCCUCUGUCGCUGCAGGAGUCAACUGUCUAGAACAACUGACAGGUCCUCUGUCGCUGCAGGAGUCAACGUCAAAGGGGCUCUUCGAACAACUGUAACACGAGUCCUCUGUCGCUGCAGGAGUCAACUGUCUAGAACCACUGACAGGUCCUCUGUUCGCUGCAGGAGUAACUGUCUAGAACAACUGACAGGUCCUCUGUCUGCAGGAGUCAACAGUCUAAACACUGACAGGUCUCUGUGCUGCAGGAUAAACUGUCUGAACAACUGACAGGUCCUCUGUCUCUGCAGGAGUCAACGUCUACAACAACUGACAGGUUCUGUCGUCUGCAGGAGUCAACUGUCUCGAACAACUGACAGGCUCUUCUGUCGCUGCAGGAGUCAACUGUCUCGAACAACUGACAGGUCCUCUGUCUCUGCAGUAGUCAACUGUCUAGAACAACUGACAGGUCUUCUGUCGCUGCAGGAGUCAACUGUCUAGAACAACUGACAGGUAUAACUGACAGGUCAUAUAAUUGUUAUAAUCUCCACCCGGCACAGCCAGAAGGGGACAGGCCACCCCUCAGAGCCUUGUUCCUCUCUACCCAGUACAGCCAGAAGAGGACUGGUCACCCCUCAGAGCCUGGUUCCUCUCUACCCAGUACAGCCAGUAGAGGACUGGUCACCCCUCAGACCCUGGUUCCUCUCUACCCAGUACAGCCAGAAGGGGACAGGCCACCCCUCAGAGCCUGGUUCCUCUCUACCCAGUACAGCCAGUAGAGGACUGGCCACCCCUCAGAGCCUGGUUCCUCUCUACCCAGUACAGCCAGAAGGGGACUGGCCACCCCUCAGAGCCUGGUUCCUCUCUACCCAGUACAGCCAGAAGGGGACUGGCCACCCCUCAGAGCCUUGUUCCUCUCUACCCAGUACAGCCAGAAGGGGACAGGCCACCCCUCAGAGCCUGGUUCCUCUGGUCUACCCAGUACAGCCAGUAGAGGACUGGCCACCCCUCAGAGCCUGGUUCUUCUCUACCCAGUACAGCCAGAAGGGGACUGGCCACCCCUCAGAGCCUGGUUCCUCUGGUCUACCCAGUACAGCCAGUAGAGGACUGGUCACCCCUCAGAGCCUGGUUCCUCUCUACCCAGUACAGCCAGUAGAGGACUGGCCACCCCUCAGAGCCUGGUUCCUCUCUACCCAGUACAGCCAGUAGAGGACUGGCUACCCCUCAGAGCCUGGUUCCUCUCUACCCAGUACAGCCAGUAGAGGACUGGUCACCCCUCAGAGCCUGGUUCCUCUCUACCCAGUACAGCCAGUAGAGGACUGGCCACCCCUCAGAGCCUGGUUCCUCUCUAGGUUUCUGCCUUUCUAGGGAGUUUUUCCACCGUGCUUCUACAUUUACAUUUUUUACAUUUUUGUAAUUUAGCAGACGCUCUUAUCCAGAGCGAAUUACAGUUAGUGAGUGCAUACAUUUUCAAACUGGCCCCCCGUGGGAAACGAUCCCACUACCCUGGCGUUGCAAGCACCAUGCUCUACCAACUGAGCUACAGGGGACUACAUCUGCAUUGCUUACUGUUUGGGGGUUUUACCUGGGUUUCUGUAUAGCACUUUGUGACAUCUGCUGAUGUAAAAAGGGCUUUAUAAAUCAAAUUUAUAUUUGAUUGAUUGAUUGAUUGAUUGAACUGGACAAGAACCUGACACUCUCAGCACACAGGGGUACAAACACCUACCUGGAGGUGACAGCAUUCCCUCCCAAAUAUGCCCCCCUAGACACAAUUAUGACAAAACAACCAACAAAUAACGGAUCAUAACACCUGCAGCUCUGUCACAAGCUGGGUAUGUACAUAGUCAAAGGCAAGCUUUGAGGGGACUCCUACGGUAGGUACACCUAUAGCUCAUCUCUUGGCAGUAGUACUGUAGACUACUUUAUCACUGACCUCAACCCAGAGUCUCUCAGAGCGUUCACAGUCAGCCCACUGACACCCCUAUCAGAGCACAGCAACAUCACAGUCUACUUGAACAGAGCAAUACUCAAUCAUGAGGCAUCAAAGCGAAAGGAACUAAAUAAUAUUAAUAAAUGCUACAGAUGGAAGGAAAGUAGUUUGGAAACCUACCAAAAAACAACUAAGCAACAACAAAGUCAAUCCCUUUUAGACAACUUCCUGGACAAAACAUUUCACUGUAAUAGUGAAGUUGUAAACUUGGCAGUUGGAUGCCUAAACAGUAUAUUUAACCUUUUCGCUUCAACACAUUUUAAGCAAACAACCUAAGAAAAUUAAAAACAAAUGGUUUGAUGAAGAAUGCAAAAACCUAAGAAAGAUAUUGAGAAACCUAUCCAACCAAAAACAGAGACCCAGAAAACCUGAGCUUAUGCCUUCACUAUGGUGAAUCACUAAUACAAUAUAUAAAUACACUACGGAAAAAGAAGGAACAGCACGUCAGAAAUCAGCUCAAUGUAAUUGAAGAAUCCAUAGACUCUAACCACUUCUGGGAAAAUUGGAACACACUAAACAAACAACAACACGAAGAGUUAUCUAUCCAAAAUGGAUGGAUAAAUCACUUCUCCAAUCUUUUUGACUCUUUAACAAAGAAAAAUUGCAAAAACAUCUACAUGAUCAAUUACAAAUCUUAUAAUCAGCUAUUAAAGACCAGAACCCACUGGAUUCUCCAAUUACAUUGAAUGAACUACAGGACAAAAUACAAACCCUUCAACCUAAAAAGGCCUGUGGUGUUGAUGGUAAAUGAAAUGAUCAAAUAUACAGGCCACAAAAUCCAAUUGGCUAUACUUAAACUCUUUAACAUCAUCCUCAGCUCUGGCAUCUUCCCCAAUAUUUGGAACCAUGGACUGAUCAUCCCAAUCCACAAAAGUGGAGACAAAUUUGACCCCAAUAACUACCGUGGGAUGUGCGUCAACAUCAACCUUGAGAAAAUCCUCUGAAUUAUCAUUAACAGCAGACUCGUACAUUUCCUCAGUGAAAACAAUGUACUGAGCAAAUGUCAAAUUGGCUUUAUACCAAAUUACCGUAUGGCAGACCACGUAUUAACCCUACACACCCUAAUUGACAAACAAACAAAACAAAACAAAGGCAAAGUCUUCUCAUGCUUUGUUGAUUUCAAAAAAGCUUUUGACUCAAUUUGGCAUGAGGGUCUGCUAUACAGAUUGAUGGAAAGUGGUGUUGGGGGAUAAACAUACGACAUUAUAAAAUCCAUGAACACAAACAACAAGUGUGCGGUUAAAAUUGGCAAAAAAACACACAUUUCUUUCCACAGGGCCGUGGGGUGAGACAGGGAUGCAGCUUGAGCCCCACCCUCUUCAACACAUACUGUAUAUUAGUGAAUUGGCGAGGGCACUAGAACAGUCUGCAGCACCCGGCCUCACCCUACUAGAAUAUGAAGUCAAAUGUCUACUGUUAGCUGAUGAUCUGGUGCUUCUGUCCCCAACCAAAGACGGCCUACAGCAGCACUUAGAUCUUCUGCACAGAUUCUGUCAGACCUGGGCCCUGACAGUAAAUCUCAGUAAGACAAAAAUAAUGGUGUUCCAAAAAAGGUCCCAUUGCCAGGAACACAAAUACAAAUUCAAUCUAGACACCAUUGCACUAGAGCACACAAAAAACUAUACCUACCUCAGCCUAAGCAUCAGCACCACAAGUAAAUUCCACAAAGCUGUGAACGAUCUGAGACACAAGGCAAGAAGAGCCUUCUACGCCAUCAAAAGGAACAUAAAAUUCAACAUCCCAAUUAGGAUCUGGUAAAAAAUACUUGAAUCAGUUAUGGAACCCAUUGCCCUUUAUGGUUGUGAGGUCUGGGGUUUGCUUCCCAACCAAGAAUUCACAAAAUGGGACAAACAUCAAAUUGGAGACUCCAUUGCAGAAUUCUGCAAAAACAUCCUCAGUGUACAACGUAAAAGACCAAAUAAUGUAUGCAGAGCAGAAUUAUGCCGAUACCCGCUAAUUAUCAAAUUCCAGAAAAUAGCUAUUAAAUUCUACAACCACCUAAAAGGAAUUGAUUCCAAAACCUUCCAUAACAAAGCCAUCACUUACAAAAUAAUAUUUCCUAAACCAGCUGGUCCUAAAACACAAACAGACCCCACAGAGCCCCAGGAUAGCAACAGCAACACAAUUAGACCCAACCAAAUCUUGAGAAAACAAAAAGAGAAUUACUUGACACAUUGGAUAGAAUUUACCAUAAAACAGAGCAAACUGGAAUGCUAUUUGGCCCUAAACAGAGAACACACAGUGGCAGAAUACCUGACCACUGUGAUUGACCCAAAAUGAAGGAAAGCUUUGAUUAUGUACAGACUCAGUGAGCAUAGCCUUGCUAUUGAGAAAGGCCACCAUAGGCAGACCUGGCUCUCAAGAGAAGACAGGCUACGUGCACACUGCCCACAAAAUGAGGUAGAAACUGUGCUGCACUUCCUAACCUCCUGUCCCGAGUGUCAGUGUAAUGCGGUGGGUCGAAGUCAGGCGCAGGACACAGAACUCUCAGAAACGUACUUUACUGAGAUAAGUAAUACAGAUACAAUACAGAAAUCUCUCCACACAGGGAGGAACUAACCCGCUCACAAACGACACACGAAACGAAAACAACCACGCACAAAACACAUUGGGAGCCACUGGGUUAAAUAGGGAAGGAGUGAUUACAAUAAAGUUCACAUGUUCCAGAAGGUAUUUCUGAACAAAAACUUAUUUAAAAAAUAAAGUAUUUUCAAAUGGCUCUCCUGUGAAGCAGGGACGCGCGACAUACAUCUAGUUUCCUGAAAUGAGUCACAUAUGUUUCCCAUGCAAAUAAAUCCCUUUGAAUUGAAAAUAGGAUUACUGGAUACACAGUAGUACACCCAAACAGACAGACAGACAGACACACAUAUAAACACACAGACUGGGAAUAUUAUAAACAUUGACCUGAAUUAACUACAUCAGCAGCUGUUUAGUAACUCAGUAAGACUCUGUAAAGGAAGCGAUAAACAACAUUGUAUAAUUUCCCAGAAUGCUCUAGACUUUACUCUGCAACCUCUCCCCAACAACAACCCAACAAUUGAAGGUUAUGUGUGUGCGUGUGCAUGCAUGUUUAUGUGUCUGUGUGUCUGUAAGAGACUUAUGCAGCUCUCCAGUGUUGUAGCAGCUUAAAGCAGGAACUCAUUCAGAGGGACAAUAGACCAUUGCUCCAGUCAUAACAAGCAUUUGGCCCCACAGCCCAACAGGCUUGAGGUAGUUCCUAGCUACAUGGACAGCUGAUCUCUCUAUUUCUCUCUCUCUCCACUCGCUGAUAAGAUCGAGAGAAUAGUUAAAUUCUCUCUCUAUAAGAGGAAAAAGAGAGCUAAAUAUAAAUAUCUCUCAUCGGCUAGUAAGAUCGAGAGAGAUCGCCUAGCUUUAGGCUCGUCUCUCUCAUCUCUCUUCUCGCUCUCUCUUGAUCAUCUCUCUUCAUCAUCGCUUCUCUCUCUACUCUCUAUCUCUCUCUCUCUCUCCUCUCUUCUCUCCUCCUCUCUCUCUCUCUCCAAAUCCUCUGGCACAAAAAUGCAAUAGAUUUCUUCUUGCUACCACCCCUCAAGCUGUUUCCACAGCAACAGGAGUGUGCGCAAUAAAACUCAACCUUAACAACAAGGAGUUGAAUAACUACUGACGGUAUGCGGAUAUCCUUCAAGAGGCAGACAUUCGCAUAUUGCCUUGGGCUACCUGAUUGACAGUUCCGAACUUGACUUUGAACUGAACAUUCCAGUCAUUGGAUAACUACUUCCCACUUGAUCAGCUGAUCAGGAUGUUGACAAUGUCUUAUUCCCUGGCUCAAACCGUAUGCAGUGAUACUGUGUAACAAGUAGACCUCAGUAGCAAGGAUCAAAUUGUCAUUCACACGAUAACGACAGGUCAGACACAGCCACCGCUGGGAGAUCCUGAACCAUACCCCGGAUUUGAAGCUGAGGUGGGAGAUCCUGAACCAUACCCCGGAUUUGAAGCUGAGGUGGGAGAUCCUGAACCAUACCCCGGAUUUGAAGCUGAGGUGGGAGAUCCUGAACCAUACCCCGGAUUUGAAGCUGAGGUGGGAGAUCCUGAACCAUACCCCGGAUUUGAAGCUGAGGUGGGAGAACCUGAACCAUACCCCGGAUUUGAAGCUGAGGUGGGAGAUCCUGAACCAUACCCCGGAUUUGAAGCUGAGGUGGGAGAACCUGAACCGAGGUGCAACUAAUGCUUGGAAAUGCAAACGCGAUGCUAAAUGA
Coregonus sp. 'balchen' is the source of this 8029-nucleotide messenger RNA. The record is from the annotation of a GenBank genome assembly. Lineage: Eukaryota; Metazoa; Chordata; Actinopteri; Salmoniformes; Salmonidae.